CUAGUAAUUUACUAAAUUUCUUGGCCGCCAGCUGCCAGCAGUCGUGAUCAAUUUCUAUAACAUUUUUAAUUUAAUUUUCCUACAAAUCUAACGUUUUUAAGGUGCUUAAUUUGCGUGUGAUACUUUAAGUUUAACUGUAACUAUUGUGUUAUCGCGACAAUACCUUCCGUAAACGCCGUACGCCAUUAUUCUUCAACGAUAUUCAUCAUAAUUAAUGUGCAUAUAAAACAAUUUUCACUGUGUGCUGUUGUAUUGUUAUUUCGUCAUAUCUAUUUUCGUCAAGAGUCAACGUGCAAGCACCACUCGAUUCACAGAUAACACGAUUAAUCAUUGGAGUUACUGGUAGUAAUAAACAAAAACAAAAAUAACAAAACCUCUACGAUAAUGGCACAAUCUAUAGCUGGCACAGCCUCUGCUGCUAAUACUAGCGCUGGUGCUGGUUUAAGCUUAGCAGGUAGCUUGGGUAUCGGUGUGGAUUUAGAUUUAGUGGAUAUGAAGCACUGCUUCGAAAAUCUUAUAGUGAUUGAUGCAGGCGCGAAUUUAACAAACAAAAAAUAUAGCCGUGAUCUGGAAUCAGUUAUACAGCGAGCAAAAGAUGCAGGUGUUCAAAAAAUUAUGGUUCCAGGUACAUCGGUAAAAUCUAGCAAAGAAGCGCUGCGUCUAUCACGAAUUUAUCCCGAUAUAAUCUAUUCGACUGCUGGCAUACAUCCACACGACUCCAAGUCAAUUAUCGAAGAACCAAAUACCUGGUUCGAGUUCGAACAUAUUGCGGCUUCGCAGGAAUGCGUUGCCAUUGGACCUUGUGGCUUAGACUAUCAGCGCGAUUUCUCUGAGCCCGAGGCACAAAAAGAGAUAUUUGAAAAGCAGAUUCAUUUGGCUUGCCAAUUGAACAAAUCAUUACUGAUACAUGAGCGCUCCGCGCAACAAGAUGUACUCGAUAUACUAGAUAAAUUUGAGAAUUUACCGCCUGUGAUCAUAAGAGGAUUCAUGGGCACAGCGGACGAAGCUGUCGAAUAUCUGAAUAGGAGAUUCUAUAUUAGUUUAACUGGUUAUUUAUGCAAGGACAAAUCAGAUAGUGGAGUGCGCAAACUCUUAGAAAAUGGAACUUUGCCUAUAGAUAGACUGCUUGUCGAAACGGACUCGCCGUUCAUGUAUCCAAAUACAAGAGCUUCCAAGCUGCCGCAACAUGUUAAGACUGGUAUAACAGAACGCUCGCUAUUAUAUUUACAUAGGUACUGUACUUUUCAACGCAAUGAACCUUGUAGUUUGCCCGCCAUAGUUGAGAUGAUAGCUGCAUUCAUGAAGAAAACGCCAGACGAAGUAGCUUUAGCAACUGCAUUUAAUGCAUUAAAGCUUUUUGGACUAUCCUAAAUGCCAAUGGCUGUGAUUUUACUUAUGUAGACUGUCAUAAAAUUGCUUAGUGCGCAAAAAAGCAAUUGAAGCAUGCGCCGUUUUUCAACAAUUUCAAAACGAGUGAAUGCAUUAAAAGGAAUUCAAAACGAAAGUGCCAAAAUUUUAUAAGUGGUAAUAUAGUUGUUUGCUUAAAUUCCUACAUAAACUAAGAACUACAAGACUUCGAAAGUGCCUUAAAUGAAGUGCGAAGAAAGCCAAUUGGCUGAUAAAAAAAAAAUAAAGAAACGACAAAAUAUGCUAAAAAUAUAUAUAUUUUUAACGAAAUCGAUACCUAUUUAUUAUACACAUACAUAUACAUACUAACUACGACGUGUUUUUAAAGCGCAUGCAAACCCACAAUAUACUCAUAAAACCAACUGAAUGAUUCGAAUAAGAUUAUUUGAAUCACUUUAGAGUUAGUUAUCAUUACAGAAAACAUGAAAUUCUAAAUAUUUAUUUAAAUGUAAUGCGAAUAAUACCACCUAAAGGAAUUGACUGAAAUUUGAAUGCAGAUUUUCGUUUUGGUUUUGGAUAAACGCAGGGAUAAUGGGUGAUAAUCCAAAUAAUUUAGCUGCAUACAUUUGUACUUCACCGUCCCGUGAUAUGUAUUCUUAAAAAAUGCUUAAAUCUAUGUAUAUAAAACAUAUAUUUAUUAAAAAAGUUAUACAAAACUUUUAAGACCCGUUUAAAUUUAUCCAUAUAUAAAAAAUAUUGAAUACUACAAUAUGACAAAUUCGCGUUCGCAUCACACACAUAAAAUUUAUUAAAAGCUGUUGCAGCAACAGAAGUCACUCGAAAAGAAAGUGAUUUGAGCCCUUCUUAUAUGUGUAAACAGAAAACACAAAAACCAAGUCAAGCUGCAGCUUAUUGACUCCAUUUUCAUACAAACAUACAUUUGUUUUACUAUUAUAUAAGAUUUUUUACGCCAAAACUUGUAAAUAUUUAUUAUUCAUUUUGUUUGAUAUUUGUUGUUGUGCUACGGAAUGUUUAUUGUGCUACGCCAACUCAAUAACAUACAUAAACAUGUAUGUACGUGGGUACAUACAUACAUACAUAUAUAGAAAUAGUUGUAAGUCAAAAGAAAUGCGCAUGGUAACAGUGGAUAGAUGAAAGUAACACGGUAAAUGUGAUCGUUUUACUAAACAAUUGUACUUUAUUGUUAUUUACAUAAAUAUACAUAAACAAAAAAUUGGUUACAUACAAACAUAAAAUAUAAAAUAAAAACUGAAAUGUGA
Bactrocera dorsalis (oriental fruit fly) is the source of this 2627-nucleotide messenger RNA. Its product is annotated as 3'-5' ssDNA/RNA exonuclease TatD. Lineage: Eukaryota; Metazoa; Arthropoda; Insecta; Diptera; Tephritidae. Gene Ontology annotation, cellular component: cytosol. The record is from RefSeq and is a predicted model, not a curated record. Bases 385 to 1371 code for a protein of 328 amino acids. Gene Ontology annotation, molecular function: single-stranded DNA 3'-5' DNA exonuclease activity. The transcript has 5 exons.